Molecule: messenger RNA, 1509 nt
Organism: Gymnogyps californianus (California condor)
Lineage: Eukaryota; Metazoa; Chordata; Aves; Accipitriformes; Cathartidae
Gene: CACNB4
Product: calcium voltage-gated channel auxiliary subunit beta 4
Exons: 14
Coding region: 1-1509 (502 amino acids)
Biological process (GO): neuromuscular junction development; chemical synaptic transmission; calcium ion transmembrane transport
Cellular component (GO): voltage-gated calcium channel complex
Molecular function (GO): high voltage-gated calcium channel activity; protein binding
Source: RefSeq, a predicted model, not a curated record
AUGGCCGCGGUGACGAGGGGCACGGCGACGCGCCGCAGCCGGCUGAAGCGCUCCGACGGCAGCACCACCUCCACCAGCUUCAUCCUGCGGCAGGGCUCAGCAGAUUCAUACACAAGCAGACCCUCAGACUCUGAUGUCUCUUUGGAAGAAGACAGGGAAGCAAUCCGUCAAGAAAGAGAACAACAAGCAGCUAUACAACUUGAAAGGGCGAAGUCCAAACCAGUAGCAUUUGCUGUUAAGACUAAUGUGAGUUACUGUGGAGCUCUGGAUGAAGAUGUUCCUGUCCCAAGCACUGCCAUCUCUUUUGAUGCCAAGGACUUCCUACACAUUAAAGAGAAAUAUAAUAAUGACUGGUGGAUAGGAAGGCUGGUUAAGGAGGGCUGCGAGAUUGGCUUUAUUCCAAGCCCGCUUAGACUGGAGAACAUCCGCAUUCAACAGGAGCAGAAGAGAGGACGUUUCCAUGGAGGGAAAUCAAGUGGAAAUUCUUCUUCAAGUCUUGGAGAAAUGGUUUCUGGCACAUUUCGAGCCACACCUACUUCCACGGCGAAACAGAAACAAAAAGUGACAGAACAUGUUCCCCCAUAUGAUGUAGUACCAUCAAUGAGACCUGUUGUCUUGGUGGGUCCAUCACUGAAAGGCUAUGAGGUGACAGACAUGAUGCAGAAAGCUCUCUUUGACUUCCUGAAGCACAGGUUUGAUGGGAGGAUAUCAAUAACUAGAGUGACAGCUGACAUUUCUCUUGCUAAGAGGUCUGUUCUAAAUAAUCCAAGCAAGAGGGCAAUAAUUGAGCGGUCAAAUACAAGAUCCAGUUUAGCUGAAGUACAGAGUGAAAUUGAAAGAAUCUUUGAGCUGGCAAGGUCCUUACAACUGGUUGUCCUAGAUGCAGACACUAUCAAUCACCCUGCACAGCUUAUCAAGACAUCUUUAGCACCAAUUAUUGUCCAUGUUAAAGUGUCUUCUCCAAAGGUUUUGCAGCGACUGAUUAAAUCUAGAGGAAAGUCACAAAGUAAACACUUGAAUGUUCAGUUGGUGGCAGCUGAUAAACUUGCACAAUGCCCACCAGAAAUGUUUGAUGUAAUUUUGGAUGAAAAUCAGCUUGAAGAUGCUUGCGAACACUUGGCAGAAUAUCUUGAGGCAUACUGGCGUGCUACUCACACCACCAGUAGCACACCCAUGACCCCUCUCCUUGGGCGAAAUUUAGGAUCCACUGCACUUUCACCAUACCCCGCUGCAAUCUCUGGAUUACAGAGCCAGCGUAUGAGGCACAGCAGCCAUUCUACAGAGAACUCUCCAAUUGAGCGACGAAGUCUAAUGACCUCAGAUGAAAAUUAUCACAAUGAAAGGGCUCGGAAGAGCAGGAACCGCUUGUCUUCCAGUUCCCAACACAGCCGAGAUCACUAUCCUCUAGUGGAAGAAGAAUACUCUGACUCAUACCAGGACACUUACAAACCCCAUAGGAACCGAGGAUCCCCUGGAGGAUAUAGCCAUGAUUCACGACAUAGGCUUUGA